This is a messenger RNA of Capsicum annuum, 5412 nucleotides long. Its product is annotated as ATP-dependent RNA helicase DEAH11, chloroplastic. The transcript is spliced from 3 exons. The coding region runs from base 90 to 5225 and encodes 1711 amino acids. Gene Ontology annotation, cellular component: catalytic step 2 spliceosome; intracellular anatomical structure. Lineage: Eukaryota; Viridiplantae; Streptophyta; Magnoliopsida; Solanales; Solanaceae. The record is from RefSeq and is a predicted model, not a curated record. Gene Ontology annotation, molecular function: ATP binding; zinc ion binding; RNA binding. Gene Ontology annotation, biological process: spliceosomal complex disassembly.
UGUACCCAAUAUACACAUACACAGACACCCUUUUCCUCGUACUUCACGUCCUUGGGUCACUCUUUUCUUGAAAAAAUUCCUUUUUUUCAAUGCAAAAACUGGUUUCUUGUCCGGUGAUCCGACCCGGAUAUGGGUUACACCGGAAUGACCCGACCCGUUUUUACCAUACCCAACAACCCAAUUUCACUGUUCAGCUUGUUGCAACACCAAGACACUGGAAACUAAGCAGAGACCAGCUGAACAACUUGAUAGUCAACUUAACAUUUUCCCCUGAUAAUUCAUCAGUUUUUGAAAAUGAAAAUAGUACCAGUUUUGUCCUUGGAACAUUGUCCUAUGUUGAAUGGAAUCAUGCAUUAGAUGUUAUGGUUAAGUUGUGGGAAUUAAGGUUGUCUGGUAGACAUUGUUAUAAUGUAUCUGUUAAAGCAAAGAAUGUUGUUUUAUCUGAUAAAGAUGAGUUGAAUGAGAGGUUAAAGAGGGUAUUUUUGGAAAAAAUGAGGGAAUUAGUUGAUGGGUUUGUUGUAGAAAAAUGGAAAAGAAGAUUGGAUUUUUUGGUGAAUGAAAUUGGAAAAAUUGAUUUUUUGUUGAAAAAGAGAAAUAGACUUGGAGUUUAUUCAGAAUUGUUGGGGAGAAAAAAGGGUGUUGAAAAAGAAAGAGAUUUGAUUAAAUUAAGGAUUAGUGAAUUUAAGAAUGGGAUUAAGGGUUUAAUGGAUUAUUUAGAAGGGAAUAAUGAAGAGUUAAUUAAAAUGUUUAGUUUAAGUGAAGAAAUUGAUUGGAAUAAAAUUCAUUAUUUUAUGAUGAGAGAAUGUAGAAGGCUUGAUGAUGGAUUACCAAUUUAUGGUUUCAGACAGCAAAUUCUUCAACAAAUUCAGUGUCAACAGGUGACGGUUUUGGUUGGAGAGACUGGAUCAGGAAAGAGUACACAAUUAGUGCAAUUCCUUGCUGAUUCAGGAUUAGCUGGCGAUGGUUCUAUGAUUUGCACUCAGCCUCGGAAACUUGCUGCCAACUCUUUAGCAAGAAGGGUUAGAGAGGAAAGCCAGGGGUGCUACGAUGAUGGUUGGAUCUCCUGUAAUCCAUCAUAUUCAUCCCGUCGACAGUCUGAUUCAAAGAUGAUUUUUAUGACAGAUCACUGCCUAUUACAGCACUAUAUGGGUGACAAGACCUUGUCCAAGAUUUCAUGUGUCAUAGUCGAUGAGGCACAUGAAAGAAGCCUUAGCACCGAUCUUCUUUUGGCAUUGAUUAAGAGUUUACUUAAUCAGAGGGCUGAUCUGAAGCUUAUUAUUAUGUCUGCCACAGUUGAUGCAGAUCAGCUUUCAGAUUACUUCUUUGGUUGUGGAACUUACCAUGUAGCGGGUAGAACUUUUCCAGUUGAUAUUAGAUAUGUUCCCUGCGACUCUGAUGUCCGUCCUGCUGUUGGUGCAAUUGCCUCUUAUGUCCAUGAUGUUAUCAAGAUGGUGACUGAGAUCCAUAGAACUGAGGGAGAGGGAGCUAUUCUAACCUUCUUGACAUCUCAGAGUGAAGUUGAGUGGGCUUGUGAGAGGUUUCAAGCACCUCUGGCGAUUGCUUUGCCUUUACACGGCAAAUUAUCCUAUGAGGACCAAAAUCGAGUGUUUCUCUCCUAUGUGGGGAGGAGAAAGGUUAUAUUCUCCACCAAUCUUGCCGAGACAUCACUGACAAUCCCUGGUGUCAAAUAUGUUGUAGAUUCCGGCAUGGUUAAAGAAAGCAGGUUUGAACCUGGCAGUGGCAUGAAUAUUCUCAGGAUAUGCAGUGUGACCCAGAGUUCGGCUAACCAAAGAGCUGGGCGUGCAGGGAGAACUGAACCUGGAAAGUGUUACAGGCUGUACUCUCAAAAUGAUUUUGAGAGUAUGCCUCGCCAUCAGGAGCCUGAAAUUCGCAAAGUUCAUCUUGGUGUUGCAGUGCUGAGGAUUCUUGCUUUAGGUAUCAAGAAUGUGCAGGAUUUUGAUUUUGUUGAUGCACCAAGCCCCAAGGCUAUUGAGAUGGCCACCCGAAAUCUGGUUCAACUAGGAGCUGUUAGACAAAAAGAUGAUGCAUGUGAAUUAACUGCAGAAGGACUAAAACUGGUCAAGUUGGGUAUUGAACCUCGGUUGGGAAAAAUGAUCCUCUGUUGCUUUGAUCAAAAUUUGAGUAAAGAAGGUGUUGUGCUUGCGGCCGUUAUGGCAAAUUUCAGCAGCAUUUUCUGUAGGGUUGGUUCUGUAGGCGAAAAGCUACAAUCUGAUCGCCGUAAGGUGCAAUUUUGCCAUCCAAAUGGUGACCUCUUUACUUUACUAUCUGUUUACAAGGAAUGGGAGAUUGUGCCUAGGGAGAAGAAGAAUAGCUGGUGUUGGGAUAAUAGCAUCAAUGCCAAAUCCAUGAGGAGAUGCCAGGAGACUGUGCUGGAAAUGGAAGCCUGUCUUCUGAACGAGCUAAAUAUGAUCACAGCCAGUUACUGGAGCUGGCAUCCUCAAGGACCUAACCAGUAUGACAAAGUAUUGCAAAGUAUUAUUCUUUCUUCGCUUGCGGAAAAUGUUGCUGUGUACUCAGGCUACGAUCAGCUUGGUUAUGAGGUUGCGUUAACGGGGAAGUGUGUCCAACUACAUCCUUCCUGUUCGCUUUUGAAUUUUAACCAACGGCCACGUUGGGUGGUCUUUGGGGAAGUCCUUGCAGCAGCUAAUGAGUAUCUGGCCUGUGUUACUGCAUUUGAGUUUAGUUGUCUUGUUAGCCUGAAUCCUGCUCCUUUGUUUGAUUUUCUGAAGAUGGAUGCACAAAAGCUAGAAAAGAAGGUUUUGACAGGCUUUGGAGUCAUGCUACUCAAAAGAUUUUGUGGAAAAUUUAACAGUAGCAUUAAUAAUCUUGUCUCGCGCAUCAGAACUUCUUGUAUGGAUGAAAGGAUAGGCAUUCAGGUCAAUGUUGAUGAGAAUGAGGUUCUUUUAUAUGCUUCUUCAAGAGACAUGGAGAGUGUCACCUGCCAGGUAAAUGAUGCUCUAGAGUACGAAAACAAGCUAUUACGGAAUGAAUGCUUUGAGAAAUGUCUAUUCAGCGGAGGAUCAGCAGCUUCGGCCUCUGUUGCCCUCUUUGGAGCUGGUGGUGUGAUAAAGCAUUUGGAGCUUGAGAAGAGAUGUUUGGCUGUGGACAUAUUUCGUUCGAAGGGAAAUGCCAUUGAUGAUAAGGAACUGCUGAUGUUUUUGGAGAGAGUCACAUCAGGUAGUAUUUGUAUGGUGCACAAGUACACUGGAAUUGGCCAGGACAACGAGGAGAACAAGUGGGGCACAGUAAAAUUUCUUACCCCUGAUGCUGCAGAACGGGCUAUAAUCUUAAAUGAAGUGGAGUUUAAUGGUGGCUUUCUGAAAAUGGUUCCAUCCCGAAGCACACACGGGAGUGAUCAAAAGAUGUUUCGGUCAGUUCUCAGAGCUAAAGUUUCUUGGCCUCGUAGAUACAGUAGAGGAAUAGGGUUUCUGAAAUGUGACCCAAGGGAGGUCGCUUUACUGGUGGAUGAAUUGUCUGAUCUUCCGAUUGGUGAAAAACUUAUCCGGUGUAAUGCAAGCGAUAAGUACAUUGACAACAUAGUCAUUACUGGACUUGAUAGGAACGUUAGUGAGGUAGAGAUACUCGAGGUGUUGAGGGCAGCAACAAAUAGGAGAAUUCUGGAUUUCUUUCUGUUGAGAGGAGAUUGUGUAGAAAAUCCUCCCGUAGCCACUUGUGAAGAAGCACUCCGGAAAGAAAUAUCUGCCUUCAUGCCUAAAAGGGUUCCGUAUGUUGACUCUUUUCGUGUCCAGGUCUUCCAGCCGGAACCAAAGGAGUGUUUCACAAAAGCAUCUAUAACAUUUGAUGGAUCUCUUCAUCUUGAAGCAGCCAAGGCCUUGGAGCAAAUUGAGGGCAUCGUUUUGCCCGGAUGCCUUCCCUGGCAGAAAAUAAGAUGUCAGCAACUGUUUCACAGCUCUGUUUCCUGCCCUGCACCAGUUUAUCAUGUCAUACGGAACCAGCUGGAUUCUUUACUUGCUCGCCUCCGCCAAAAUAAGGAUGUGAAUUGCAAGCUAGAGAGAAAUGCUAAUGGUUCCUUUAUAGUUAGGAUAUCUGGCACUUCCACCAUUGCUGUGGCAGAGUUGAGAAGGCCAUUGGAGUUGCUUAUGAAAGGCAAGAUUGUGGAACACGUGGACAUCACUCCGACGGUUGUUCAACUUCUGUUCUCUCGAGAAGGAAUCAACAUUAUGAGGACAAUUCAUGGGGAGACAGGAGCCUAUAUUCAUCUUGACAAGCAUAGCUUGCAUGUUAGGAUCUUUGGUUCUUCAGUCAAUGUUGAUAGGGCCGAGCAGAGAUUUAUUGAUUCCCUUCUGGUGCUACAUGGAAGAAAACAACUUGAGGUGCAUCUUCGUGGAGGACUUUUGCCUCCUGACCUGAUGAAAAGAGUUGUUACAGCAUUUGGACCAGAUCUUAGUCUGCUUAAAGAAAAGGUGCCUGGGGCAGAGUUUUCUCUGAACACAAAGCGCCAUUGCAUCUGUAUCAAUGGCACUAAAGAUAUGAAGCAAAGUGUUGAGGACAUAAUCUCUGAAAUUGCUCAGAGAAGUUUUUCAACUCAAACGACAGGAGAUGAGGCUCACUGUCCUAUUUGCUUGUGUGAACCGGAGGAUGCUUAUAGACUUGAAGCUUGUACCCAUGCAUUCUGUCGCUCGUGCUUGCUAGAGCAGUGCGAGUCUGUGAUCAAAAGCCGGGAAGGUUUCCCCAUGUGCUGUUUGAGUUCGGGUUGCGGGGAACCCUUUCUGUUUGCUGAUUUGAAGUCUCUACUGUCAACUGAGAAGUUGGAAGAACUUUUCAGGGCUUCCUUGGGAGCUUUUGUGACAGCCAAUGCGGGUACUUACCGCUUUUGCCCCUCACCAGACUGCCCUUCAGUUUAUCGCACUGCAGAUUCUGAUAUGGAGUUUGGUGCACCUUUUGUCUGUGAUGCAUGCAAUGUGGAGACAUGUACGAGAUGCCACCUGGAGUAUCAUCCAUACCUCUCGUGUGAAACUUACCAGAAGGUUAAAGACAACCCGGAUAUCUCUGUAGAAGAAUGGUCCAAGGGGAAAGACGUACAGAAAUGUCCGGUUUGCAGUUAUGUAAUAGAGAAGGUAGAUGGCUGCAAUCACAUCGAGUGUAGGUGCGGGAAACAUGUUUGUUGGGUGUGUCUGCUGUUCUUUGACAGCAGUGAUAAUUGCUAUGAGCAUUUGAGGUCUGUUCACCUGUCCAUUACAUGAGAAAUAGAAAAUUGUAGUUUAUGAGAGCGCGUUCAUGUAAAUAUUCGCGCUUUUAUGCCACCCAGAGCUCUUUAUGUCUGUACAUAUCUAUGUUUGUGUUAUGUUGAUCCCCUCAGAUAUGGGUCAGUACUAGUUGCUCCUGUAUGUAUACACCCAGAGAAACAGCAAUAAAUCUGAGCUUUUACAA